GCUCUUUGCUAUUCUUAGUAGGGGAGUUCCCUUCUCCUCUGACUUCCCUGUCAAAAUUUCUUUCUUUGAAACAGGUUCUUCUAUUAGAUAUUUUAUAUUCAAAAGAACAAAGAAAAUGCUGCUGAGAAGCUCAUCAUCACCAAUCUCAAACUCGUGGUUACCUCACUCAAAAGCCUGUUCAUUACCGGAGCCAGAUUUUCCAGUUCUCAAAAGAACCAGAUCAGUCUCCUUUUUCUGCACAUCUUACAUAGAUGAUCAUAAGCAGAAGUUAACACAAACCUUAGCUGAUAUCAGUAUCCAAAAUGAGACACCAAAACCAAGGAAAAAGGACAAAGACAUAAUACCAGCACCCCACUCUCUUGGCAAACAAGCAAAGCAAGAAAGUGAUCAAGAAAAAGAGUCAGAGCCCAACUUUUCUACAGUCCAAAGACUGUUUUCAAAUUCUGGGUUGGGAGAAGAUAGUAAAGAUAGUAAUGUGAUGCAGACACAGGUGACGGAAGGUGGAGCAGGAAAUGAUGGUGGUAAAAUCUGUGGUGGUGCUGGUGGAGGAGGAGGAUCAGACGGUGGGGAUGAUGGUGGUGGCUCAGGAUUCUUUGAGAGCAAUAAUCAUGGGAACGAUGGCACUGAUGUUUACUAUCAGAAGAUGAUUGAAGCAAAUCCUGGCAACCCGCUUUUGCUUGGGAAUUAUGCCAAAUUUCUGAAAGAGAUUAGAGGAGAUUUUGCCAGAGCAGAGGAAUACUGCGGAAGAGCAAUUUUGGCAAACCGAAAUGAUGGAAAUCUUUUGUCUCUCUAUGCUGAUUUAAUUUGGCAAAGCCGAAAAGAUGCUCAUAGAGCCGAAAGUUACUUUGAUCAAGCUGUUAAGACUGCCCCAAAUGACUGUUUUGUCCUGGCUUCAUAUGCAAAAUUUCUUUGGGAUGCUGAAGAAGUAGAUGAGGAAGAAGAAGAGCAUGAUGAGAGCGGACAAGAAACUGAGCACAGCCAUAUACCUCCUCCAGAUUUCUUCCUUCGACCUCCUCAACACCCUUCCAUAACUGCAGCUUCCUAACUUAUGUAUAAAAGCUUUGACUUAGUAGGUUAGCUAAGAGAAUGCAGCAGAUGAAAUAUCUUCUCUUCUUUUCCUGACUGUAUCUUGCAAGAAUAAUUGUGCCUAAAAAUAAAAUAAAAGUAAUCUUUUUUAUUAGUGAAAAAGAGGAUGUUGUCUGGAAAUAUGAGGCUAUGGCCUUGUUCAGUGUUCCCCACAGGGCACAAAAAAUUAUCAAUUUAUUUUACAAAGGAUGCCGCUUGACGAGAAUAUGGAAAGGGUUAUAGUUGGCGAGAUUUAAACUCAGAUCAUGUCACCUCUUAAGAUUGAUUUCAUGUGGUAAAAAAAAGAAGUUGGCUGCACAUAUCAGCUAAAUAUCUUUUUUAUGUCUUUUGAUUUAAAUUCCUAUACGUUGGACUUGAAUGUUGAAAAGGGUUAUGUUUAAUUGAGAAAAGAAAGAUAAUCAACCAAAGU
Messenger RNA from Durio zibethinus, 1495 nucleotides. RefSeq lists its product as uncharacterized. Gene Ontology annotation, molecular function: protein binding. NCBI's taxonomy places the organism in Eukaryota, Viridiplantae, Streptophyta, Magnoliopsida, Malvales, Malvaceae. The record is from RefSeq and is a predicted model, not a curated record.